Syzygium oleosum is the source of this 3859-nucleotide messenger RNA. Its product is annotated as probable LRR receptor-like serine/threonine-protein kinase At2g16250. The record is from RefSeq and is a predicted model, not a curated record. Gene Ontology annotation, molecular function: protein binding; ATP binding; protein tyrosine kinase activity. The coding region runs from base 922 to 3618 and encodes 898 amino acids. NCBI's taxonomy places the organism in Eukaryota, Viridiplantae, Streptophyta, Magnoliopsida, Myrtales, Myrtaceae. Gene Ontology annotation, biological process: hormone-mediated signaling pathway; protein phosphorylation. Gene Ontology annotation, cellular component: plasma membrane. The transcript has 4 exons.
CCCUCCCUCCCCCCUGCCAUUUCUAGAGAGGGAAAGAAAUCAGGGGCGUAUUUAUUUAUGCACAUUCAUAUGGGAAGAGAGGGAGACAGAGGAGGGGAGAGAAUCAUAAAGGUAAUGACAGUAGCAGUUCGCAGCUUAGCUGGAGCAUGCGGGAUCACCGGCGGUCAAACCCCUCCUCGUCGCCGGAAAUCGGUCUCCAUCACCCCCUGACUCCGAUCUUUCUUUCGGGUCGCUCGCCAUUUCCAUCGCUGCUGCUUCUUCUUUUUCUGGGUAUUUUACAGAGUGAGAGAGAGAGAGAGAGACGAUGUGCGGGAGAGAGAGAGAGAGACAGAGAGUCUGUGAUUGAAUAUUGGAAGAGCCCCCCCCUGUUCUUGCUUGCGUGCUGUGAAGCAAAACGAGCGCAUUCGUGUCACACAGAGAGAGAGAGAGAGAGAAUAAAAAUGGAGAUGGGGGGUUGUGCUUGAGAGUCUUGACCAGUCGUUUCUCUCUCUAGAAUUAUUUUCUCUCAAAAUUUUAUUGUUUUUUUCUAGUGCCCGUCUCUGCCUCUCUCUCUCUCCCCUCCUUUGUCAACCGAAGAAAAAACUGGAGAAAUCUUAGAGAGAGAGAGAGAGAGAGAGAGAGAGUAGGUGGAGAGAGGGAGAGACAGAGCCGCAAAGAAGCGGAGAGAAGCAAAGGGGAGACGGGGACACAGAUUUUUCACCUACUGCCGUCUCUCUUUGAAGGCUCAGAGGGCUGCUCUGGCUUUUGCUUCGGGAUUGAGGUAAGCAAGUUUCUCCGAGAAGGCAAACGCAUUUGGCAUCAAUCCGUGUAACAGGUCUCGUUCUAGUUUGCAACAGAGCAAGAGGGCAUUCCUUAGCUGGGGGGAAAAAGAAAGAUGGGGUGAUGAUGGUUGAAUUGUCAGAUCAAUGUUGUUUGUGAAGCAUGAGGAAGCAUAGGAGCGAGGUGGCGUUGUUUCUCUUGCUCCUGGUGUUACUGUUUAGCGAGCUGACGAUACAGCAGCAGCCGCUGAGUUCGGGCACCGAGCGUGUUGCUCUGCUUCAGCUCAGAUCUUCUUUAGGGAUUCGAAGCAGGGAGUGGCCCAGGAAGGCGGACCCCUGCUCCUUGUGGCAAGGUGUGAAAUGCGAGAAUGGUAGAGUCACAGGGAUCGACAUUUCCGGGUUUAGGAGGACUAGACUUGGUAGCCAGAAUCCGCAAUUCGCUGUCGAUGCGCUUACCAAUUUCACCCUGUUGACGUCCUUCAAUGCCUCCGGGUUCUCUCUCCCUGGUCAAAUACCCGACUGGCUCGGGCAGCGGCUCGGGUCCCUGCAAGUGCUCGAUCUCAGGUCUUGCGGGAUAAUUGGCAUUGUGCCCCCCAGUCUUGGUAACCUGACCAAUCUCACUAGCCUGUAUUUAGCGGAUAAUAGCUUGAAUGGUACAAUUCCAUCGAGUUUGGGCCAAUUGUCUCACCUUUCAGUCCUUGACCUUUCGAGCAAUGCACUCGAUGGAUCUAUUCCUUCAUCCUUUCUAUCUCUUCGGAAUCUCUCCACUCUUGACAUUUCUUCCAACUCCUUAUCUGGGUCGAUUCCUCUGGGCAUCGGAAACCUCUCGGGCCUUCAGCAUUUGAAUCUUUCGGGCAAUGAAUUGUCUGGUUCAUUACCUGUGCAGCUUGGGCACCUGGGAAAUUUGGUCGACUUGGAUCUCAGUUUCAAUAAUAUAUCCGGGUCAGUGCCAUCAGAUUUGAGAGGACUCAGAAGUUUACAGAGAAUGUUACUGGGUAACAAUCUACUCGGUGGGCCUUUGCCAGAUGACUUGUUUUCUAAUCCCAGUCAGUUGCAGGUUGUUGUCUUGAGACGUAAUUCCUUCACUGGUUCUCUUCCCAGAUUGUUGUGGUCAAUGCCAGGACUGGUUCUGCUGGAUAUCUCUGGCAAUAAUUUCACAGGUCUUUUGCCAGACACAGGGUCGAAUGCCACUGCUGCAGUGUUGAAUAUUUCUCAGAAUUUGUUCUACGGUAAUCUCACUCAGCUGUUAGUGGGGUUUGGCUUUAUUGAUCUGUCGAAAAAUUAUUUUGAGGGCAAGGUUCCUGAUUUUGCCAAAACUAAUUCAUCUCUUGGCAACAAUUGCCUCCAAAAUGUAUCCGAUCAAAGAACCGCGGGCGAGUGCGCCUCAUUCUAUGCUGAGAGAGGUCUGGUUUUUGAUAAUUUUGGACAGCCAAAUGCCACCCCGCCUUCUCCUGCUCCAGAAACUAAAAAGAAAAGCAAGAGGAAUUUAAUUAUUUUGUGUGGAGUUUUGGGUGGGCUUGUUCUUGCGUCUCUUCUGGCUGUGCUUCUUUGGUUGCUCAUAUGCACCCGUAAGAGGGGAUCGUCGAAUCAGAGAGCGGUUGGCGUUGGGCCAGCUUCAGCUGGUGGAACGCCACUGCCUUCUGGAACAUCAGUUGACUUCUCAAACUUAGGCGAUGCAUAUACAUAUCAGCAGCUGCUCCAAGCCACAAAUGAGUUUAAUGACUCGAACCUCAUUAAACACGGACACUCAGGGGAUCUCUUCAGGGGCAUCCUGGAUGGCGGGAUUCCUGUUGUCAUUAAGAAGGUUGACCUACAUUCUAUCAAAAAGGAAGUUUACCCUGUUGAAUUGGAUUUCUUUGGUAAGGUUUCCCAUGGAAGGUUUGUACCAUUUUUGGGACACUGCCUGGAGAGUGAGAAUGAGAAGUUCCUGGUUUACAAAUAUAUGCCCAACGAAGACUUGGCAAGUUCUUUAUUUAGGAAAACCAGCUCAGACGACGAUAGUUUGCAAUCUCUGGACUGGAUUAAGAGACUAAAGGUUGCGGUAGGAGCUGCAGAGGGUCUAUCUUAUCUUCAUCACGAAUGUAUUCCCCCUCUUGUGCAUAGGGAUGUUCAAGCGAGUAGUAUACUUCUUGAUGAUAAAUACGAAGUGCGUCUGGGAAGCCUCAGUGAGGUCUGUGCUCAAGAAGGGGAUACACAUCAUAGCAGAAUCUCAAGGUUACUGCGCUUGCAACAGUCGUCGGAGCAAAGUACUUCUGAUUCUUCUACAGCAAAUUGUGCAUACGACGUGUAUUGCUUUGGGAAAGUUCUACUGGAGCUGGUGACUGGUAAGUUGGGUCUCAGCGCAUCCAGUGAUGCUGAAACAAAGGAAUGGUUGGAACAAACGUUACCUUAUAUCAACAUAUACGACAAGGAACUGGUCACAAAGAUUGUAGACCCAUUGCUCAUCGUGGAUGAGGAUCUGCUGGAGGAAGUGUGGGCCAUGGCGAUCGUUGCGAGAUCCUGCCUCAAUCCGAAGCCAUCUCGGCGUCCACCCAUGAGAUACGUAUUAAAGGCUUUAGAGAACCCCCUGAAGAUCGUAAGAGAAGAAAACAUGGGCUCGGGAAGGUUGAGGACUACCUCUUCUAGAGGGUCGUGGAACGCCGCUCUGUUCGGUAGCUGGCGGCGCAGCUCAUCGGAUGUGGCAGUUAUUCCGGCUUCCUCCGCCGCGAAGGCGGAAGGAACAAGCAGCUUUAAGCAGUCGGGGACCACAGGUUCGCAGGGAAGUAAUCAUAACGGUUCAUCCUCGCACAGACGGCAUUCUAAGGAUAUAUUCCCCGAACCAUCUGAUGUACAGGAUGUAGAGAGACAAGAUCAGGAAUAGAGGGGGAGAGGUUGAUUUUUCUUCAUUAUUCUUUGACAAUAAAAUGCGGGCUUCCCAUUCGAGUGCCCGGUUCUUUCGGCAAAUUGGUCUCGCUUUUUGGAAGGGAAAAGGGGUUCCAAGCGAAGCAAUUCUUUAUCUGCUCGAGCAACCGGCUUGAGAAUCUAAGAGAAUCCUAAGCUGAGGAGCAGAAGUUGCAGAAAUUGAACGAUUUUCGGUAGUUUAUGGCAAAGCUAUUUUUGAA